ACACACACACACGUUUGUAGGGGUAUAUAGGACCAGUCAGUAGGUUUGUUCAGUGUAUCUUCUCUCGUCCUACGUACCAUCACCAUGGCUUCCAGAUACCUAGAGACAAUCCUGCUUCUCUGCUGCAUUGUGACCAUGUUUAGUUCAACCUCAGCAGCAUAUGGUCCUCGGAAACUUUACUGUUGUGUGGAGUUUCAGGAAAAGCCUGUACCCUACACGCAGAUAAUAGGCUACAAACAACAGAGUUAUAAGGAGGUGUGCAACAAUGACGCUAUCAUCUUCUAUACCACGAAGAACAAGAAGGUAUGCGCCAGCAUUAAGGACGAGUGGGUGAGGACGGCUCUGGUUCGUCUCAGCUCCAAACUGAAGAAGAUAUCCACAGCAACACUGUGAUGGCCAAAACCCCCCAACCAACUCUGAAAGGAAGAUUCACCCACAGCGACACAACUUUUUCCAAUCGCAACUCCAACAGCACCAUAACCUUCAACAUCACCAGUAACAACCCAAUUGAGUAAUGUGGCCAAAUGAUGCAGAUUUAAUGCAUUGCAUAUCUGAGGUUUGCCGUUGUUGAGGAUUGUACUUUAUUCAUGCUCAAGCUUUCAGGUAUCUUAUGAACCCACAAUAUAAUCUAAUUAAGUUGAUUGCUUCAAUUAGUUAUAUUUUUCUGAUUUACAAUUUUUAUAUUUGUUUCUUUUAAGGCCUGCAGAAAUAAAUAUAUUCUAUUGCCUUUAUUAUUUAUUUUAGUCACAUUACCUUAAAACUAGAGCUGACAACUGCAUGGACAUUAGUUGUGAAUGUGAUUGUGAAUUGAAACAGUUCAACAGUGCAAAAGAACUGAAACCAUCAUGACUUCAAAUGACCUGUUGGGAAGAUAUAUUUAAACAUUUUGAAUCAUCAUAUAAAGCCAAUUUAUUCAACAUCAUGUUCUCAAUUCCAGUUAAAGUAAACAGAUCUAUUCUA
Messenger RNA from Oncorhynchus tshawytscha (Chinook salmon), 960 nucleotides. Its product is annotated as C-C motif chemokine 20. The coding region runs from base 85 to 393 and encodes 102 amino acids. Gene Ontology annotation, cellular component: extracellular region. The transcript is spliced from 4 exons. Gene Ontology annotation, biological process: cellular response to tumor necrosis factor; positive regulation of GTPase activity; monocyte chemotaxis. The record is from RefSeq and is a predicted model, not a curated record. Lineage: Eukaryota; Metazoa; Chordata; Actinopteri; Salmoniformes; Salmonidae. Gene Ontology annotation, molecular function: CCR chemokine receptor binding; chemokine activity.